AUGGCAUUUUCUUUUUCAACUCCACAACAGCAAACCCCAUCUUUAUUUCAGCCUCAUCCUCAACCUUUUCAACAAAGCAGCCCUCUUUUUCCGCAGCAGCAGCAGCAACAACAACAACAGUUGCAGUUUCCCCAACAACAGCAGCAGCAGCAGUUUCAGCAACAGCAACAGCAACAGCAACAACAAUUUCAACAGCAGCAGCAGCAGCAGCAAUUGUAUAUUUUUACUAAUGAUAGGGCUCCGGCAAGUUAUAGCACUAAAUGGGCAGAUCUUCACCCUGAUUCCCAGAAAGUUUUGCUUCAGAUUGAGGAGCGAGUCUUGGAGUAUAGGGAUGAGAGUAAGAUGCUAGAUCAGUGUAGUCGCCUCUAUGACUCUUCAGUUUCCAAUGAAGGGUUUGAGCUUGAUGCGAGCCAAAUUAUUCAGGAGCUUGGGGGAAUCAGUACUUCCAUGGAGAGACAGAAAGCUCUUUUACAAGAGCUUAUGACUAAUGUUAAAGACAUGUUGCGGAACACAGAGAUGGCUGUUCGUUCUUUCAUAAUGCUACGUCCUAGAUUCCUUCAUUCGAAUGCAUUAAUUGGUGCUUCAAAUGCCACAGCGCCGUCCCAACCUUCUGGAACAACAGCAAUGGCCGGUUCCCCUAGUCAGCCAACAUCUUCCUCUAUAGUUCCAGUGUUUGAUUUUUACAGUGGACUUCCAAAGAAACCAUCUCCCUUUUUACAGCAGACAGUUGCUAGAUUUGAAAAGUAUUUGGGUGAAUGCAGGCAGUGGAUUGAAGAAUUAGAGCAAUUGCUCCUCUUAGAUUCUGACAGGAACUCUUCCCACCCUGGAUCCUCAUUGUUGCAGUCUCUGCCAAAAGUCAUGUCAAAUGUGCAUGAUUUUUUUGUUCAUGUAGCUGCUAAGGUGGAGAGCAUUCAUCAGUACAUUGAAUCCAUGAAAACAGCCUAUCUUGUUGACCAGCGUCGUCGAGGGGAUGGGAAUGAUCCAUUCCUUGAGGCUGAUCGGCGUGAAAGAGCAAGACAAGAAGCUGCUGCUAAAAGGGUACAUCCAACUUUGCAUUUGCCUGCAAAUGCACAGCCUUCCACAAAAGGUGCGGGGUUGUUUGCAAACUUGGCAACUUCUUCAGCAUCAACUGCUCCCCAGACAUCUACAGCAACAUCAUCUUCAGGAAAUGCAUUAUCUCUUUUUAGCACACCUUCUGUGCCAUCUUCCUCCAUGUCAUCUUCUUUGUUUGCAACACCGACAACCUCUGCUCCAGCAUUCUCUUUGUUUGGAUCAGCUACAGCUCCUUCUUUAUUUGGCAGUGCGACUCAAGCUAUUGGUGCUCCAUCAUUAGCACCAGCUGUUGGCUCUGCUUCAGCUUCCCCUUUGUUUGGCAGUACAGCUCCAGCUUUUGGUACUAUUUCUUCUGGAGGUUCCCUAUUUUCAACACCCCUUUCAGGUACCUUCUUACUGUUUGUGUUCUACUGGAUCCUUAAAGCUUCCAAUGGUGGAUUUUCAUACAGUGUGCUUCCUAAGUAUCUUGAAGGAAGUUAA
Molecule: messenger RNA, 1533 nt
Organism: Dovyalis caffra
Lineage: Eukaryota; Viridiplantae; Streptophyta; Magnoliopsida; Malpighiales; Salicaceae
Source: the annotation of a GenBank genome assembly